Atta colombica is the source of this 537-nucleotide messenger RNA. RefSeq lists its product as uncharacterized. The coding region runs from base 7 to 537 and encodes 176 amino acids. The record is from RefSeq and is a predicted model, not a curated record. The transcript is spliced from 4 exons. Lineage: Eukaryota; Metazoa; Arthropoda; Insecta; Hymenoptera; Formicidae.
CUCAUUAUGUCAGAGUAUUUUAUUGAUCAAGAAAAGUAUUUCUAUUGGAUACUAUUGCAUAUGUACGGAGAAUUAUGCGUUGCAACAGCUAUAAUGUUAGCAACAGGUUCAAUGUUCGUCUCAUAUCUUCUGCAUACCUGUGGAAUGUUUAGAAUUGCUAGUUAUCGUAUCAACCAUGCAGUAAAUAUUAAUACCAUACAAAAUAUUACGUUAAAAAAUAAGGUUUUCAUGACCAAGAGCAUAAUUUGUGCUAUAGACAUUCAUCGUCAAGCUAUGAAGUUGUCCAAGCAUUUAGUGUCCUCAUUCGAGAUAACGCUGCUUUGUUUCACUGGAGGAGUAGUUGUUUUCUUUACUCUCAAUUUGUAUCGAGUAAGUUUCCAGUUUCGUGUAAUAAUGUACAAUGUUCAAUGGUAUAGAACACCAUUACAUGUACAAAAAAUAAUAUUAUUCUUAUUGCAAAGGGACACCAAGAAGUUUACUUUAAACAUCGGUGGAAUAAUUGAAGGAUCCGUAGAGCACUUUGCCUCGGUAAUAUGA